This is a messenger RNA of Bufo bufo (common toad), 788 nucleotides long. RefSeq names its product protein EOLA1-like. The record is from RefSeq and is a predicted model, not a curated record. The transcript is spliced from 2 exons. The coding region runs from base 161 to 625 and encodes 154 amino acids. Lineage: Eukaryota; Metazoa; Chordata; Amphibia; Anura; Bufonidae.
UGUAGUUUUAUAGCAUCCACCUACUGAUAAGGCGGCGUUUCUUCAGCGAGUCUCUCUUUCUCUGAAGCCAGCAAGUGAGUUAUGGUGCUCUGCACGCUCUAAGCAGCUGCAGCCUCUUUACACGAGGUCCUCACAGGUUAGAGAAUCCCCGCGGGAAGACAUGGAGCUCGGCUGUCUCUCCUUCCGCCAGCCCUACGCAGGGCUGCUAUUAAACGGACUCAAGACUGUGGAAACACGUUGGCGCCCUCUGCUGGCUGACUACAGGAACAGCACCUUGGCUGUACACAUUGCUGUCAGAGACUGGGAGCAGCAGGACUGGAGGGAGGUCCUGCAGGACAGGCUUGGGAUGGCAGCUGUCCAGGUGCAGCAGCUGCUACAUCAAGGGGAGCAGUUCGGCAGGGGAGUCAUUGCAGGACUUAUUGACAUAGGCGAUACCUGGCAGCUGACCGAUGAUGUCACCAGCGAGGAUAUCACUGAACUUGAGAACAAAGCCCUGUUAACCGGACUGCAAGGCAAAUACCUCACAGUCGUUUCCAACGCCAGGUGGUUAUUGAAGCCGAUUCCAGCAAGAGGUGGAAAAGACGUUUGGCAGGUGACCAUACCCGAGGAAUUCAUUCCCUGUUGAAUGAAUGGAAAGACAUUGGGGACAUGGACCUGGAGGCAGCGCACGGUGAAUGCAUGUGCGAGUCUCGUCUCCUUCUGCCAGCGAUUCUUCCUAAUCAAGAGUAUUACGAUAUACAGUCAGUGCAACGUCUGACGGCAAUAAACGCAUUUUAUAUAAAACCAUA